GGGAGGAGGAGGAGGAGCAUCAUAACACCGCCUGAAGGACGCAGAGCUGCGGUUCGGAACCGGGCUGAGAAACCAAAUCCAGUCGGCACCGGUGCUGGGUGGAGAUGUAACAUCCCGGAUGUGGGGAAACAGCGUCCUGUAGUUCUACGUCGGGUAUUAGGAGCCGUCAUACAUAUACAUGCGUAGUCUACGUAUUUAAAUAUGAUGUAGCCGAUACGCACUGGCUGGACAGGCGGUGAAGAGAGGUCGCUGACGGACUGUGCGUAAUGCUGAGUGGACAGCAGUAUUUCUCGCUGUAUAUUCCAGCCUAGACGGGCUAUUGACAAGAGAUUCGCACUUCUUCUGCAGUGCAGCUCGUCAUUAUAACCAGAUGCUCUCCGCCGGACCGGACCCGUUCAGUUUCAUGCCGUCCAACCCGACCGGAGCCUGAGCCGAAGGAUGCAGGUUAAAAACCAGAUCUGCACAGAGCGGAGCAGCACCGACGACCCGGAGCAGGAUGACAACCAGAAGAAGACCUCGUGUUUUUCCAACAUUAAGAUUUUCCUGGUGUCGGAAUGUGCGCUCAUGUUGGCACAGGGCACCGUGGGCGCUUAUCUGGUAAGUGUUCUGACCACUCUGGAGAGACGCUUCAACCUCCAGAGUGCAGAUGUGGGCGUUAUUGCCAGCAGCUUCGAAAUCGGCAACCUGGCCCUCAUCCUGUUCGUCAGCUACUUUGGCGCCAAGGCCCACAGACCCCGUCUUAUUGGCUGCGGCGGGAUUGUCAUGGCGUUGGGGGCAUUGCUGUCAGCCCUGCCAGAGUUCCUGACUCAUCAGUAUGAGUACGAGGCCGGGGACUCGUGGCACGCUGAGGACGGCAGGGAUGUCUGCUCCAACAUUUCCAGGUCAGAAAACCGAGACUCUGGGUUUAAAUGUGGCAACAGAGCCAACACCAACAUGAUGUACCUUCUGCUGAUCGGAGCCCAGGUUCUCCUGGGCAUCGGAGCCACACCUGUCCAGCCUCUGGGAGUGUCCUACAUCGAUGACCAUGUCCACAGGAAGGACUCCUCGCUGUAUAUAGGUAUUUUAUUUUCAACAUUAGUGUUCGGCCCGGCCUGUGGCUUCAUCUUAGGUUCUGUCUGUACCAAAGUCUACGUUGAUGCUGUCUUCAUCGACACCAGUAAGCUGGACAUCACCCCAGAUGACCCUCGCUGGAUCGGGGCGUGGUGGGGUGGCUUCCUCCUCUGCGGUGCCUUACUCUUCCUGUCAGCCCUCUUCAUGUUCGGCUUCCCCCAGGCGCUGGAUGAGCAGGACAUGGACGGUGGAGGGGAGAGUGAGCAGGCCAUGCUGCCUUCUUCACUGACCCUGGAGUACCAGGGCUCUAAACCCAACGGGGCCAUUCAUGGCUUUGAUAUAAACAGCGGGCUCUCAGUUUGUGAGCACCUGAGAGUAAUCCCGCGGGUAACCAGACACCUUCUCUCCAAUCCGGUGUUCAGCUGCAUUACGCUGGCAGCCUGUAUGGAGAUCGCUGUGGUUGCUGGCUUUGCUGCCUUCCUGGGAAAAUACCUGGAGCAGCAGUUCAACCUUACCACCUCCUCAGCCAAUCAGCUGCUAGGUAUGACAGCCAUCCCCUGUGCCUGUCUGGGUAUCUUCCUCGGGGGGCUGCUGGUGAAGAAGCUGAACCUGUCAGCUCUGGGCGCUGUCCGCAUGGCCAUGCUGGUCAACCUGGUGUCCACUGCCUGCUACGUCUCGUUUCUCUUCUUGGGCUGUGACACUGGACCUGUCGCUGGGGUUACUGUAGCCUACGGCAACGAGACGUUGCAUUCCUGGCAGCGACCUGAGUCAGCGUGCAUCAAUAACUGUAACUGCUACACAGCAUCAGUGAGCCCUGUCUGUGGUUCCAAUGGAGUCACCUACCUCUCAGCCUGCUUUGCUGGCUGCACCAAACCAAACCUGACCAGCUGCACGUGUAUAUCCAGCACCAGUGAAGACGCGGUGGCUUUACCGGGGAAGUGUCCCAGUCCAGGCUGUCAGCAGGCCUUCCUCACAUUCCUGUGUGUUAUCUGUGUGUGCAGCAUGAUCGGAGCUAUGGCCCAGACACCCUCUGUAAUCAUCCUUAUCAGGACUGUGAGUCCAGAGCUAAAAUCGUAUGCCCUAGGAGUUCUGUUCCUGCUCCUGAGACUGAUAGGCUUCAUCCCCCCCCCUCUGAUCUUUGGCAUGGGCAUCGACUCCACCUGUCUGUUCUGGAGCUCUGUCUGCGGCGAGAAGGGAGCCUGCAUGCUCUACGACAACGUGGCCUACAGGCAUCUGUAUGUCAGCAUCGCCAUCGUCCUCAAGUCGUCAGCCUUCAUCCUGUACACCACCACGUGGCAGUGUUUGAGAAAGAACUACAGGAAAUACAUCAAGAACAGCGAGGGUUACCUCACACCCACCGAACUCUUCGCCUCCAAUGUGACUCUGGACAAUCUGGGCAAGGAGAUCACCCAGAACCCAGCCAACAGGACAAAGUUCAUAUACAACCUGGAGGACCACGAGAUGUGUGACAACAUGGAGUCAGUUUUAUAGUGGUGGUCUGCACCGGGACUGCAGAUUGGAGCCCAGGCUGUUAAUGUGCAACUGAUCUGAUGUGCAAUGUUUCUUUGGUGUCGUAUCAGUUUAGAAGAAUGUUCUCAGUAAGGGUCUUAUCUUCUUCUCACCCAAAACAUCAGACAUAGUGAAAAAUAAUUGAAGAGAUGCUUCCCAAAUGCUCCAUAUCCACACUGCACUUUUUACUAAAAGAGAUGAUCUGGUCCAUUUUGUCAGAUAUUUUUAUUAUUAUUAUUUUUUUUUUACAUUUCCUUAAUUUGUCAGCAAACAGAGAUUAGCAGCAAAGAAACGAUCAUCCGCCAGGAUGCCCCUGAUAUGAUUCUCUUUAGUUGAACUGUGUUAACAGUUCAAAAUGCAGUCACUUUAUGUUUGGAUUUAUUAGGAGACCGGAGCUCUUUGAGAAGCAGAAAUCUGAAGUGUUGGUUUUUCAUUAAUGUUAUUAGACAGUUUAUUUUCCUUUAGAAGGAAGUACUUCUCAGGUCCAGACCAGAUAGAUAAGAUGACGGUUAACAUGGUAGUUUCUCUUGUUCAUGGAUGCAUAUUUGAUCUCAUGGUUGGAGCAUUUUUCCAGACAAACAUACUGUAGGCAAUCCUGCUGGAGACCUAUUAACAGACUUUUAUGUCCCCUCUCUCAGUUGUAUAACUUUAACAUAACAAAUAGGGAAAAACAGACUGACAUUGACUACAGAGGACCGUUUAGGCACAUUACACAAGAAGCAAAGGAAAACCAACAAAUCAGCAACAAGAAAUAUUACAGGAUCAGGCAUAAUCCCAGUAACUUAUCUAAUAAUAAAAAAGUAAGGUAGUGAGCAACAUGUUGCAUCACCACCACAGAGGUCUUGAUUUCCUGGCUGCACCAUUAAAGCCUCUGAGCAUACGGAGUCACAAUAUAAAAUAUGUAGAAAAAAUAUAAUAAUCCCAAAACCAAACCAAUUAAUUUCUAACCUAUGACACAAUACCUGUGUUUUCUUUAAUCGUUAUACAGUGAGCAGUGGAAAAUUAAUGGAAGAUACAGUUUUAAAACAUGUAUUGUUCAGUAUCCUAUAAAAAUGAAACUUAAGUGUAGAUUACAACAAUAUCUGCGAUAGAAACUGGUUUUAUUUUUCAUUUUGUGCCACCAGUCACUCUGCCAGAGCAGCGGUCACUGUGCCUCAGAGGAUGGAUAUUUUCCCAUUUUGGAACCAAACUCUUCAGUUUGAGUCAUACAUGUUGCUCAGAUUUUAAAAAAUAAGGAGCAGUAGCUUUUAAUGUAAUUGGCCCAUUCUUGAGGGCAUUUUAGGACAUUUGUUGACGGUAGAGUGUUGAGCCGGUAUAUAAUAAUUAUCCCUUUAGUGUGUCAUAGUGUGGAGUUUUGCUACGAAUGCUGGACGAGAUUCUGAGACAGAUUUCCUGUUUCAGAGUCGCAGAACUGUUUUGUUUUUUACUUCAUAAUAUUUGUUGAUAUUCAGUCUUUUCUCUUUGACAUUUAUAGAAAUUAGGUGCAACGUCCAAAAGUAUAUUUUUAAAAAGUCCUUAAUGUUAAGCUGAUGAUCUAAAAAACAAUAGACUUUGAAAGAGGAUAAACAAGUUUGGUGGCCCAUCUAUGAAUAGUUGGACAAGACACAUAUGAGCUGAUUCAGUAACUGAACCUGUAACAUUUCAGUUACAUGACUAUCUCUCUAACCUCUGAUUUGACUAUACCACCAUUAUAAUUCUGCCAGGAACACUCACGUCAAUGGCGCAUCGAGACAGAAAUACAGUUUGACUUGGUGGUGUAAUUCCACUCCUGGGGACGCCCUCUGCAGCAGUAAUGCAUGGAACUCACAGCAACAUGAUAAAGAACAAGCAGGGAACAUUGCAAAUAAGACUCUCCAGGGUACAUGUGUGUAGUCAGGCCAAAGCAGGUGGAGGCUGUGGGGGAGGAGGCCUUCACCAAUAGAGUCAGUAACAGCAGCAAAGCUCACAUGAGCAAACACACUGUGGGGUGUGAAGGCAUUUAAGUAGAACGCCAAGUCAAGGCACUGAGACAUGAUGAUUGUGGUGGGCUAGCUGUCAGCAGACACAGCAUAGCAUGACGCACAGUGUCCGGCCACAAUUAGUUCAUUUAAAAGCAUGCUAGUAAUGCAUGCAAUGAUAAAAAAGAAGUAUUCAGUAUGUCACUAAGCUGCACAGGCUCUGUGGUUUGGUUGCCAUGGUAAUAGUUAAAUAUACAUUUAACACCAGUGGCCUCCAAAUUCUAUUUUAGACCAUGGAAAAGCUUUAUAAUGCAUACUGCAUUGUGAUGUUGACGAUUUUUAGCAAACCUCAGCUGACUCAUAAUCACUCACACUGCAGUGAUUGUCUCAACACAGAUUUUUUUUUUUUUUUUUUUCAAAUGAUAAUUUUGUGUUUGGGAAUUCUAUGGGAUUCUGAUUUCUGACAUAUCCAGUUUAUAUAGAGAAUAUAUUGUUUUUUCCUGGCUUACUUUGUAAGUAUUUAAUAUAUUUUGCAUCAAAAAUAUGGACCUUUGUCCAGCCACUCACCAUCGCAAUAGAGUUCAUCCCUUUGAUGUUUAGAGAUGGAGGUUAAAUGAGCAGUUCAACAUUUUGGGAAAUAAGCUUAUUCACUUUCUGGCCAAGAGUUAGACAAGAAGUUUGAUGCGUCUCUCAUGUUUGUAUGGCAAAUAUGAAGCUAGAGCCAGAGGCUGGUUAGCUUAGCUUAGCAUAAAGAUUGGAGACAGGGCCAAACAGAAACAGCUAGCAUGGCUCUGUCCUGCUGUAAAGAAGAAUCCACCUGCUCACAACUCUAAAGCUAAUUUCUCAACAUGUGUGUAUUUUUUUUUAAAUUAGACUGGUGGUGAUGUGAAUCCAGGAAGUCAGUUCACCCUAAGACAAUUGAAUUUUAUCACUUAUACAUCUGGUUAUCUCAUAGUCUGUAUGAAAAUAAUGGAUGUAGCCACUGUGAUGUCAUCCAUUGGAUUGUGGACUCCAGUUUUGAAAACUUGAGUUUGGCAUUUUGGCCGUCACCAUCUUGGAUUUUCAGAGCCAGAAGUGAAUCUAUUCAGACAAGACAGUGGAGCUGUGGAUGAGUGAAAGUUGGAUCUGACUAGAUAAAAAUUUUCUACAGGUUGAACACAUAAGAUAUAAGGUGUUCAUAGAUUAGCUUUAGAGGUGCUUAAAGGUGGAUUUUGUUACCAGAGCCAGGCUAGCUUCCCUUGUGCUAAGCUAGGCUAAGCUAAGCUAACCACCUGCUGGUUGUAGCUUUAUAUUUACCGUACAGACAUGGACGUGGUAUCAAUCCUCUGAUCUAACUCUCGCUAAGAAAGCAAAUAAGCAAAUGCCCUAAAAUGUUGAAGUGUUCUUUUAAGUUAAAGUUCCAUGUUUCAGUCUCAUUUUAUGCUGCCGCUCAUGUUUUAUGAGUACAUUUUUUGCAAAUAGUGGAGCUCAUUUUGGAUCCACACUGUUCAUAUGAUGUAUUUAGUUUAGCACUUCAGUGAACUAAUAGUAUAAGAUAUACAUUGAUGAUGCCUCAGCAUCAUAAAUAAUAAAGAGAAUAUUAUAUCAGAUGGGGAAACAGACAGUUGUUAGAGAAUGUCGGAGAUAAAGAAUGGACCUAUAUUCACCACAGAGCCAGACCACACUGAUGUGUCUGCUUGGUUUAACAUGAACUAAGAGAGUAUAAACACAGAUUUUAGCACAUCAGUGAGACUUCGAUCCUUAAAAUGGAAGAAUUUUUGGGCACUGAUUAGGUCGUGUUUGAAACUGUUUCUAAACUCAAAAUCUGACCGUCCCUGAUGGGAAGAUUGGCUCCUAGCAGGACAUUGAGGACAGCCGGACAUCAUGCGAAGAUGUACAAACUAUUAAAAAGGAAGCUUCUAACGGGGAGGAGAGUGUUAACUAACUUUACCAGCUGGCCACUAUCUCCUCCUCAGUAACCCCCAACAGGUGGCGCUGUCUUUGAUAUCUGUGAUGUCCAGUGUGUCAUAGUGCUGACUCCUCUGUACAUAAUAGUGCCAUACAAGUGCCAAAGUGACACCAUAGAAGUGUUCUGUAAUGUCCUGCAGAGAACUUUGUCUCACCACGCUGGAGCUCAGAGCAGAUCCUCCAGCUGUAUGUAGCCUUUCUGUGAUAUCCCUCCACUUACUUUCACCAUAUCAUACAGAAGUGUCCCAAAAACAUAUUGCCUAUAAAAUAUUGUAUAUGGGUCUAGAAAACAGUAUAAUUUAGGAUGUAAUAACUGUUAAUAUGUAGGACUUUUCUACUAGUGAAGGUAUUGUCUAAUUUAGAUUAAUCUCUCUUUCCAUCAGUGGCAAAGCUGAUAACUGUUUGUUGCUUUGGUCCAAAUAAAAACAAUACUUUGCUUGAAAUAAGUGGCACCAAUGUUGAGCUAUAGCCUGACAUUGUACAGUAGAUAAGGUUGACCGUAGAAAGUCAGCCAAACUUCACUGAUAGCAGUCCUGCACCUGUGCCUGGAUAUUAAGCUCUACUCUGAGACUUCCUGAUGUUGUGCCAUAUCAACCCGUGCACUGUAACAUUCAACACUCGCAAAGAAGAAGCCAACAUAUUCUAGGUCUGUCUAAUGUGCUGGCAAGUGUGACAGCGCUUGCUUGACCUUGUAUUCACCUGCGGCGACAGGACUGUUUUGCCUUGUGAUGAGAAAAUAACUUUGGAGCAUAAAUGUUUUUUUACAUCCUAUUUUUCUCAUUCUUCUCUUUUGAUGACCUUGCCUUGUGGUAACAGCAGGUUGACUUUUAUAGCGGAUCUUUAGAAGUAUGAACAUAUGAAGAGUUUACUGCCAAAAUACACAAUUUCUGGGGAAAAAAUAGUCCUGAGAUUUAUCAUUUAAGAGACAUUUUGACAUUAACGGACAGUUAUCUUGUAAAUAGGCCCAUCAUUUGUUUUUGUUGCUCUUAAUUAUUUCUUACAGAUAGUCACUUUUUGUAAAUGAUGGCUGUUAUUUUGGAAGCAAACUCUUCGUAUGCAGAUAGAUAAUCCUUUGGUUUGAGCCUUUGGGCAGCAUGUUGCCUUUGAUUAAAGUGAAACCAUGUGCUAACCAUGUUAGUGACGGUUUUAGAGUGAUGUGUUUGCUUACAUUGUGGGUGGUAUUCAAUGUGUGAAUUUCAUGGCUCUUUGCAGGGGACCUCUGAAAAGAAAAGGGCAUUGAAAUAAGAAAAUAUCACCUAUAUUUUCAAAGCAUCACUGAAGAUUUUUAGAUACGCUCUAUUGCUUCUUUGAAUUUCUUUUCUUUUUUUUCUUUAGAUUAUAUGAAUUUAUAUUUAAAAGCUUUAUGUUCUGUAUAUUUCUUGAAAAAGAUUACAUGAUUGUAUGUUUAUUGUAAAUAUAUUAAAUAUACUAUUUUUGUUUUUAAUAUGACAUUUUCUGCCUAACAACUAUCAACAAGCCCAUGAUGAUAUCCUGGUUAUUCAGAUCUCACUGCCACUGUGAGGGG
Epinephelus moara (kelp grouper) is the source of this 7968-nucleotide messenger RNA. Its product is annotated as solute carrier organic anion transporter family member 3A1-like. Bases 439 to 2541 code for a protein of 700 amino acids. Lineage: Eukaryota; Metazoa; Chordata; Actinopteri; Perciformes; Serranidae. Gene Ontology annotation, molecular function: protein binding. Gene Ontology annotation, biological process: transmembrane transport; sodium-independent organic anion transport; prostaglandin transport. The transcript has 10 exons. The record is from RefSeq and is a predicted model, not a curated record. Gene Ontology annotation, cellular component: membrane.